AUGAACGUUUUGGGAAUUUUAGUGUUUUUGGGUGCGUUUCGAAGGAUUUUUUGCGACGUUGAAAGUGUUUUUGAAAGGAAUUUGUUGAUUAAUACUCCGAGUGCGGAAGAAAUUUUGUUAAAUCAUGAUAAAUUUUAUCUCGGAGGGGGGAAUCGGACUCAAGUUGGAGUUUUGGGGUUUAUAGAAGAUGAUGAGGCGUUAAAAGGGAUAGAUUUCGCGAAAAAAUUUAAUUAUUUGAGUCCGAUGUGGUUGAAUAUUCAACGAACAGGUUACGGGGAGUACAAAAUUUCGGGAAUUGAGAAAAUUAAUAAGGAAUGGAUUAAAAAGUUGAUUCAAGUUAACCCCCAAAUAAGAAUUAUCCCAAGAAUUUCCUUCAAAAGUUGGGAUAUGAGAGAUUUUUUGAUUUUGGCAUCAUCAGAACAAGAAUGGAUUAGUUUAUCGGAGGAGUUAUUGCAUUUAUGUGAACAUUACCACUUUCAUGGAUUAGUUGUGGAUGUUUUUAAUGAUUGGUAUAAAAGAGUACCUAAUAAUUUAUUAAUUGGAGUCAUUCAAGAAAUUUCGGCGCGAUUAAGAAUGAAUUUAUUCGUCUCAAUCAUCUCAAUUCCAAGGAAAUACACGAAUAUUCACCAUUUAAAUAAAGAUUUAUUUGAGCAAAUCGCAAAUUACGCGAGUAUCAUCACCUUAGCAACUUUUAAUCGAAAAGCAACGUUUAGAAUUGCGAGAUUCAUCAAGAAACUUGACCCCGAGGGGAUAUUUAGGACCAAACUCUUCUUUGGGGUCGAAUUUAACGGUUAUGAAACCACCUUAAAGAAGGAUAAACCAACCUCGAUGAAGAAAAAGAGGAUUUUUUACCCCACUUUGUAUAGUUUAAAUAAAAGGGUUGAAUUGGCGAAUGAAUUAAACGUUGGGAUCUUUAUUUGGAGAGUUGGGGAUGGUUUGGAUUAUUUCUAUGAAUUACUAUGA
Onthophagus taurus is the source of this 963-nucleotide messenger RNA. NCBI's taxonomy places the organism in Eukaryota, Metazoa, Arthropoda, Insecta, Coleoptera, Scarabaeidae. The record is from RefSeq and is a predicted model, not a curated record.